AUGAAGUCCAGAGGGAUGAAGAAAGCUGGACCAGAGACAUCAGGGGGAAAGACAGCUCAGCAAACGUUUGGGAGAGGAGAAGUGGAUGAAGGGCUGGAACCUGGCUUAGCAAAGUGGAAGAGGCUGCGACCUGGACUUGGGGAGGUGGAUGCUGACAAUGAGCUUGCCAGAUUGUCCUCCAGAGCCAAGACAGAACUGCAUGGGCCUUGGGGUUAUAGACUUUUUCCAGGAACCGAGACCUGGGUGCCAGUUACAACAAACCUCAACCAGUACCCUAGCAGUGAAUUUUUCAUCACGGGAAGCAACAAAUUGAACAGAUUUGUUGAUGAACUUACUGGCCAUUUGGCUUCCACGGCUGCUUCUGUGUUCGCUCAAUCACGGCCUUUGCCACCGAUGGAAAAUUUGGCAGUUUCCUCCCUGGGAUUCUUCUGUUUGAAGCCUUCACAUGAAUUUUUCUUUUUCUUUUUGCCACACAAAAGGGGCAAAUCCGGGCUGGGGGGAGAGUGCCGCCCCCGCCUGGAGCCGAAGCCUUUGCGUGCCUGGCGGGUCGAGCACAGAGAGGGAACAGGCAGGCGCCGGAGGGGACCAGGGCCGAGAAGCCCAAACAAAAACACUGUCCGGCGCCAGACGCCCACCUACAACCCCAAGCUGGUGGUCGUACAGUUCCAGAAGGAAACGGUCAGGGUCGGGGCAACGAUAAUGAUAGUAUUAAUCCUAUUAAGAGUCGGCCAACCCUCGCCGUCAGCGCGGCAGGCGCCGGCCCAAGCCCAGUUCUCGGACCGGGUUCGCCACCUGUUCCUGCUGGGUCUCGGGGCGCCCAGGGUGGGCACCUGGAGCUCGCCGGAUGAGGACAGGGUCUGGAGGCCGGCCUAGAGACAGGGGGCGAAGAGCGAGCCUGACUCGCUCGGGCAGAGGCCGAGGAAGCCGGUUCUGGGGACAGGGGACCGGGACCCGGGAACCCGAAGGCGGCGGCAGGACGUGUUGGAGCAGGACCCCAGGCCCGGGAACGACUCCGUGGCGAGCCCCGAGAUUGCCGAACCUCCGAGCCCAGCGGGCAUCCGAGCGCAGGACCGGGCGCCCAGGCACCGCAGCGCGCCCCCCGCCAGGAUGCCGGUGGCCCCAGCGCCCUCAGCCGACGGAGAGCCGCUGCAGGAACGCGAAGGAGCUUUCCACUGCACCCGCAGCGUUCACAACUGGCUGGAGCUGAAUACCUGGAUGAAAGUGGAGAGGUUGUUGGUGGAGACAUUCCAUCAGUCGUUUUCCUUGGACCGUUAAAAAGUUGGGCGCCCUCAGUGCCAAGGCCUGGGGACGCUGGACGUGAGAGAGGGUUGUGGUCGUUCGCCUGAGAAAAAAAUCACUCUUUUAAACAAUUUUUGCCAGAAAAUUAGUUUUUUACUAACACUUCUCAAACAAGGCAAUUAGGGCCGUCAGAAUUGAUGCUGGAAGACAAGUCCCGGCAAUGCAAUAAUGAAGUUCCCAUGGAAAGUCAGUAUGUUGUGUUCAGAACUGAGAUAAUGGCUAGAGAAGGGGCUUUGGGCUUUUUGAGUCUCUGAAUAGCCUGUCUCUCUCUUUGUUUCUCUCUCUGUCUCUCUCUCUCUCUCUCUGUCUCUGUGUGUCUCUUCCUCUGACUUUCUGGCUUUGGACACUCCCAAUUUCUUUGUGGUGUUUUUAUAUUUAGAUAUAAGAGAGGAACUUCUUGUUGGAUUUUUUAAGGGAACACACUUCGUUUUGACCCUUACAAUAAAGAAAGGGGAGCUAUGGGAACAGAGACCUCUUUGGAAGGUUAUUUUUAAGUGGAGACUCACCCUGUAUAUAGUACCCACUCCUAGCUGUACCUCUGAGACCUCUAGAAUUAGGCGUCAUUCUAAAAUCUGGACAUUAGAAGUCACAGACUUUGUAUAUAACCACAUACUCAUAAUUUAUCUUUUCGAUAUUUUUUAUUCAUAGACAAAAAUCUCGCAGGCAUGGUUAAGAAAAAUAUAAUUCCUAGAAAGUACAAGGGAAGGAUUAUGUUCUGCAGAUAUGUGACUAACAAGGAUAGCUGGCCAUUCCCAGGGCUGAUGUUGGUUGAGGAGGUGGUGAUGGUGUGAUGUGUGUGUGUGUGUGUGUGUGUGUGUGUGUGUGUCAUGCUUGAGGAGUUGUGGAAGUGUUCAUAUCUGUAAAGUAUUGUUUCGUGGAUGCAGAGCUCCGUGCUGGGAUGAAUGACUUUGUUGCCACAGAAGAAUCACACAUCAGGCUUUUUUCAUCAGCAAACCAGUAAACAUUCGCUCUAGGCCUCCAAAGUCACUCCAUUACCUCACACCAGAGAUCCAAACUGAACCUAGCCCUUACGAGCCUCCCCUAAGAUUUAGAGAGAAUGAUUUCUCAACCAGUUUUCAUCUUUGAAAAUGCCAUCUUCCUGUUUACCAUGGUGAAUUUUUGUCCAAUGCAUGAGUCCCCGAUUUUCUACCAGAUGCAAAGGGUAGAAACUACAGUUUCCUAUAGGAGAAACUUUACAUAGCUUCUUAUUCCUAAAGAUCUUAUUUCUCAAAAUUCAGGACUGGUUUUCCUCUUUCUGGAAAUUAUGACACUGAUUUGAUUCCGUGAUAUCUCUUUCAUCUUCCUCAAUACCUAUACUGUAUGUACAUAUUUUUAUUACCGAAAAAAAAAAAAAAAAAAGAGAGAGAGAGAAUUUGAGCACGCCACAAUCUUGGAAAAUCUGAGGUUGCCCUGUUGUCGAACCGUUUAACUGCCAGGACUUUGUACUGUUUCCCAAAUGUGACCAGAGCUGGGCCACCAGCCUUCUGCAGUCUGUCUCCCUUAGCCAGAACAAGGGUGCUGCGGGUUCAUAUUUGACUUCCUAAUUCCUCUCUUAUCAGUUUUGAAGCCAUUUCCUAUUAUUCCUCUGCCAUAUGUUUUCUGCCAAAUUAAUUGCCUUAAGAUUUUCCUUAAGCUUUUGGAGAUAAUAUAAUGUUUGAAAGAAAAGGAAAAGAAUAGACUGAGUGGAAUCACAUCUAGUUUCAGCUAAUAACAUGUUUCAGCUGUUGUUACUGUUAUAGCUACUGGGCAUAAAGUCUUCUUCUCUUUUUUGAAUCCUAUUUUUGAGGAAUUGAAGCUGUGUCUAUAAGAGGGACAUGACGACAGGCCAGUUGGGUCAAAUCGGUGAAGAGAUUGUCCACUGCAGAUUGGUGCCGUGAGUGGAUCUUCACUGCCUGAAGGCCGGGCUGGGGUCAGCUCACACAGCGAGGUGAGAGUCCACUCCUCAGGCAGUAGAUGGUGAUCUUUGGCCUUGAAGGUGCCACUCCAUUUUCCUGGCUUCAGAAUUUUCCAGAUAUUUCAGUGCCCCCAGAAUGGCAUUCUACGAUUGUGCUGGCAUGGAAGCACGAGGCAGUUUGUCUCUAAAACAUGCUAGAGAAUCCCCUGUCACCAUCUAGGCAAAGAACCAGUGGCAAGGUGGCAGCCUCCCAAAGAGCUCAUCCCUAACGUGAUGUCCUGGAAUCAGAUGGCAAGGACACCGGCCAGCUCAGUCUCUUCCAAGCUCUGUGACUAAGGACAAGGGACCCCACUCCCCAACCUCAGUCUCCUCUUGUGUACAUUCAGAAGGCAGAUGCUGUCAUGGGGGCUGUGUGUGCUAUGUCCAUGGUGCAAGGUGGCACACAUGUCGAGUCACCAGGUGAGACUGCUGCUUUGGAAAAGGAUAGGAAGGAUCUCAGAUAGACUUUGAGGGCAGGAUGCCUCUUACUUGAAGGUGCCUUUAGCUGUCUGACAGAGCCUGUUUCCACAGCCCUGUGGAUUCAUGCCUGUGGAAAUCUUGAGAGUCAUUUAAUCCUAUGCCAUCAUGAAGAAACAGCAGAAUGGAGAAUGUUUAAAAAGAGUCAUGGACAGACAAGGGGGUCAGACACCUCCUGGAUCAGACGCACUUGCCUCUCCACACACGUCUGGAAGCUGAGGACGGCGUUCAUGGAGGCAGAUGCUCGCGGACAGGGACUGAGUUUUCUGGGGCACAGCCUCCAUCUCUAGGGUUCCCUGGACUGUGCCCAGAUAGCUCAUAAUGGCCCAGCCUUAUUUGUGACAAAGAAGGACUUGUGAAAAAGCCACCGGGAAGCAGUAGGUCUAACCAGAGAAGUGCACUGACUUCCAUGCUCUGAAGAAGAAAAGGGAGAAAAGAUACGAAGCUCUCACCUGGGUUGUCUGUAACAGUUGUUAUUUCUCAGGGAAGCUGCAUUAAUGGGCCGAGGAUGUGUGGCUGGGUGUGUGAAACAUGCAUUUUGCAAUGGACUAUCUCCAAAAGCAGAGUGAGGUCACCCAAGAAAUACAGAGCAAGGGAAAAUACUCAUUAGCAAAGGAAUUUUGCUGGAGCCGUGAAACGGCCGACUCACUACUUCCUUUCUACGUUAUUUUAAAUGAAAUUUUUUAAAAUCUUGCUUUCCAAGAAAUUUUGCUUGUUGGCAUAUGUUUGGUGUCUUAAUUCAGUUCGGAGGAUGAACUAGUUAAUUUCCCUGGGAAUACAUGCCUAUUAAAAACAUCCUGCAUCUGACCAAGAGAAGUUUCUUACUAUCUUCUUGUGCUUUUAUGUGGAGAGAGAAAGGGGGGUGUUGUGAAGGAGA
This is a messenger RNA of Cebus imitator (Panamanian white-faced capuchin), 4586 nucleotides long. RefSeq names its product chromosome unknown C9orf47 homolog (gene CUNH9orf47). NCBI's taxonomy places the organism in Eukaryota, Metazoa, Chordata, Mammalia, Primates, Cebidae. The record is from RefSeq and is a predicted model, not a curated record.